Lachancea thermotolerans CBS 6340 is the source of this 1005-nucleotide messenger RNA. It is a transcript of the gene INA22, whose product is annotated as Ina22p. The record is from RefSeq and is a predicted model, not a curated record. The coding region runs from base 1 to 1005 and encodes 334 amino acids. NCBI's taxonomy places the organism in Eukaryota, Fungi, Ascomycota, Saccharomycetes, Saccharomycetales, Saccharomycetaceae. The transcript has a single exon.
AUGUUAAUAUUGCCUAUAACUUGUAGAUGUGAAGUGAAUGGGGAAUCAAAACUAGGUAGAGAGCUAGAACCGUUGAAAACAGAGUGUCCUGCUUUUCAGUUGUUUCUCGGGGCUUCUAAGAAGGCUGAAAUUGGUCAAAAUAACCUGGUUGCUAGCAUUGCAGAGGCGGCUACCGCGAGAAUUACAAGCACUUUAGUCACUCGAGCUAUAAAGAGCCGCUGGAAUCCUACAAAUAACCUUAUAAAAAUGUGGAAUUUCUCCAGACUUGCAUCGAGGAUUUCUCGCCGUUUAUAUAGCUCCAGUUUCCCCCACGCGUCGUCGAAAAAUCCAGGGAAUUCGAAGUUCGACAAAACUAUGCUGAAACCUGCUCUUGUAAUUGUACUGUUCGGGUCCAUGCUCACAAACGUGAUGGAACAGCAGAAGAGGAACUCAGAGCUGGAAAGGAGAUAUGGAAUGAAACUAGGGGUACUGCAAGAUCUGAUAGAUAAGGUUAAACAUGGGGAAGAUUCUUCAAUCGACAUUGACAAAGAGCUGGCACUCGUUAACAAGCUCUUCGAGCGGUUCGAGAUUUCCAAAUAUGUUGAGUUAGAAGAGGAAGCAAGCAAGGUUAGAAAGCUCAAUGACCAAGCAGAUGUGAUUUCUCAAAACGAGAUCGCGGCUAGGCUAAAUGGCAAGAAGCCCGUAGAUGAUGAAACGUCACUCCGAGAGCUCUUCAGGGACAUAAUGAAGGAUAUUGACGAUAUACCAGUAGCAAGAAAUGAAGAGUCCAAGCAGCAUGACUCUAAAGUUGUCAGUAGCGAUCAGAAUAAGGCAAUUUACCAAGUGGAGAUGAAGACUGUUCCUGAGUCUGAAAUACAAACUAAUGAAAGAGUGCUCACAGAGGAGGCUAAAAAUGAGAAGCAGCGAUUAAAGUUUAGGCCUGCAACAGACUCACACGUCAUAGUUGAAAAUCCAGGUGAAUACAGCACUGCCGCAGAAGAUCAUAAAGUCUCUAAAUUCUUGUAA